Messenger RNA from Cyclopterus lumpus (lumpfish), 2332 nucleotides. It is a transcript of the gene fhdc3, whose product is annotated as FH2 domain containing 3. The annotation marks the transcript as partial. The record is from RefSeq and is a predicted model, not a curated record. Lineage: Eukaryota; Metazoa; Chordata; Actinopteri; Perciformes; Cyclopteridae. The transcript is spliced from 11 exons.
UUUGGCUCUCGUAACGUCCAGCGGCGUUCCAUGAAGAAGCUGAACUGGGACACCAUCCCCAGCCAGCGUGUUCUGGGAAAAUUGAAUGUCUGGACGUCUAAACGGCCUCAGAGGGAUCUCAUGCUGGAUAUCCCGAGCAUGGAGGAGUUGUUCAGCCAUGUAGACAAACGGGCUUCGCUGCCCAACUCAAGGGUCAUGGGUCUGAAGACCUUUGAAGGCAUGGACUUCUUUCCACAGGAGCCUCAGGUGACAAUCCUUGACUCUAAAAAGAGUAUGAAUAUCGGGAUCUUCCUGAGACAUUUCAAGAAGCCAGUGACAGAAAUGGUGCAGGAUAUUUGUCAAGGCAACUGGCUGAGAUUUGGGACGGGAAAACUAAAAGAGCUUUGUAAACUACUGCCAGAAGAAAGUGAGGUGAAGCAGCUGCUGUCAUUCAGUGGGAACAUGUCCGUGUUACCUGAGGCGGACCAGUUCAUGGUGCAGCUGGUCAAAGUCUCGGGCUAUGAGGAACGCUUAAAAACCAUGGUGCUGAGGGAGGAGUUCUUUCCUCUUAUGGAGGACGUGAAGAAUUCUGUUGCUGUCAUGACCAAAGCGGCUAAUGAGCUGUUGGACUGUGAUGACCUACACUCAGUCAUUCGACUGGUAUUAAAAGCUGGGAAUUACAUGAACGCUGGUGGUUACAGUGCCAGUGCCAAUGCCAUUGGCUUCAGGAUGACCUCUCUGCUCAAGCUGGCAGACACCAAGGCCAACAAGCCUGGCAUGAACCUCAUGCACUAUGUUGCCAAGCAAAUAGAGGACAUUGAUGCUGAGUUACUGAUGUUUCCCACCCAACUUGAACACAUUGGGAUGGGAUCAAGAAUUUGUAAAGAGGAGGUCAUCGCAGACUUUGAGAGGGAAUUCAAGAAAGUCAAGGAAGUGAAAUUGUACAGCAGUAGAAAGCCUGGCCUCUUACAACAAAUGGAGACAUUUUUCGUGAGGGCUGAGGCCAAGCUGGCCGAUUUGGGAACCUCUCUUCAGGAGCUGAAGGCUCUGAGCGAUGCUGUCGCUGAGUACUUCUGUGAAGACCCGGCUACCUUCAAACUGGAGGAGUGCUGCUCAAUCUUUCACUCGUUUUGCAAGCGCUUUGACACGGCUGUACAGGAGAACCGAGAUCGAGAGGCAGCAGAGCAGAGGCACAAGCGGAAGGAGAGUGUACGAAUUGCAGCCAAACGCCGCUCCACAGUGUCUUGCCUGGGACUUGAGCGGGAGCGGGCCUCCGUAUGCUUGGAGUCGGCCUUACACAGCUUUCUCUCUACCGUUCCAGAGGGAUUAGUCAGGUGCAGGAAGAACACACUGCCCACAAUCGAAGGAUCCCCCUCUGAGUGCAGCUCGCGGAGUGUUGCAUCAGAAGCACAAUUUGAGACACCUGAGAAAAAGCAACCCAUAUUGCAGAAAGAGGACAUGGCUGAACUAGGUAACAAAGAAGAAGCUCAAAAGAUGCGUGACAUAACUAGGAAGGUGCUUCGCUACCAAAACAGCAAAAGCAGCCUCGAUGGAGACAGAGUUUCAGGCAUUCCUUGUGAGUCAGAGAGAGCACAAGACACACCACCUACCCCGAGUACCCCUCAGCCUAGAACCAGAGACUUCUUCUUUUCCAACAAUGAGGGUGUGGGCUCCCCAUGGACUAUCCUGAGUCCUUUUACUUGCACCCAAAGAAAUGCAUCCCACCGAGACAGACAAUCACACCAACGCAGGCUAUCCUCAACUCCAGGUGAAGAUGACCUUGAUGAUGGAGUCUGGGAGAGUGACGAAGGCAAUUAUCUCCCCAAUUCCUCCAAUCAGGAAACUCUAACAUCUCCCUCUGGGGGUUCUGUAUCUCUCCCUGAGAGCCCCAGUCAGAGAGCUGUGUCGAAGAAACCAAUCCUCAGGUCCGUUUCCUUGGUUGAAACCAGGCGAUCUCCAGGAUCUGGUUUCCGGCUGGGAGACUUGUUCCAGAGAAGCAUGUCUCAAAGGUCAUCAUACUCCUUUGGAUCAACGACAGAAAACACGAGAGAAGAAGGAGCAGGAGUCAGGAGUUCGAAGGCAGGGAACCAUGUAGAGGGUCAAGGAAGCACCUCUGGGUUCAUAUCCUUCUUCAGACACAUUGGAAGCAGAAGUAAGCCUGGUGAUGUGGAAGAGCAACGCAUCAAAGGAUCUAAUACUUGAUUAACAUUUCAUUUGGAGACAAAGGCCAAGCUUGGCCUUUUUUGUGUGUUUUAGAUAGUUAAAAUGUGUUUGUCCUUUUUUAUUGUCCCUUCAUUGGACAAAAGGUAAAUGGGGACUUGCUUUGAACUGUGAAGGUUUUGAUUUUGUGUGU